Molecule: messenger RNA, 1192 nt
Organism: Saccostrea echinata
Lineage: Eukaryota; Metazoa; Mollusca; Bivalvia; Ostreida; Ostreidae
Exons: 6
Coding region: 40-1005 (321 amino acids)
Source: RefSeq, a predicted model, not a curated record
UACUAUUAUAUUUGAGACAAUAAUAAGACAGAAAUAGAAAUGAAGUAUUCACCAAAUAUGAAGCAGCUACCUAUACUGGUGUUGUCUGUCGUUAUAGCAGGAACCACUGUACAACAGUGUGACAUUAAUGGUGUUUUAAAAUGCUGGAGUGAGUCAUCUGUGCCAGAAAUCAUGAACAGGUUUAGAACACCUGAAUUCUUGAAGACUUUGAAUGCCCAAUAUGCAACUGAGGAAUAUUGUAGUGCUCAAACAAAACUCGAUUUAUGCAUGCAAGACUACAGAACUAAUUGUCCUUCCGACGACACUCUGUCAUUAGACACCAUCAUAUCAGCUGGAAAUUUUCUGUGCACAGAUGGUAAACAAGGUUUCAUUAAUCAUUUCCACUGCUUGAUGACUGAUGCGUUUCAAACCAGCACAUUGACUUGUAUGAAUGAUAUGAUGGAGCUGUCCAAAAAUGUAAGCAAGGCCAAGGACAAUGGUCGGAAUCUUUCCAGUGAAAAAUGCAGGACAUCAAAAGAAGCAAUAACUUGCAUUGAGGAGAAAACUAAGAUAUCAUGUGGGGAAUCUGCAGGUCAAUUUGUCCAUCAUUAUCUCGAAGCAACCCUUCAACCAUUACUGAAAGACGUACAGUGUAACCACAGUCAUUCACCAAAUGAAUAUCCCACUUCACAGAAUGUGCACAUCGUUGGAAAAACCUGUAUAAAAUAUUGUUAUAAAUAUCCUCAAAGCUCUGCCACACCCGUCCUGGAGAGCACAAAAAAGGAGAUGGAUGGCUGGUGUGAAACCAACUGUAAGCUUGGUAACUGUCCCGAGAACCUCUGUACCUGUGACUGCCAAAUUCCAACACAGGUUCUUGUGUGUGAGCCAGUCUUGUCAAAAUUUGGCGCCAAAGAUGACGCUGCUUCCUGGUGUUUAAACACAUGUAAAGCAGGACACUGUCCUGAGGAUUACUGUAAAUGUCAUAUCCUCUAUAGCCUUCCUAGACCAGUCACAAAUGGAUUAUGACGUUUAAACCUUGCAAAAUUGAAGAGAAAUCCAUAAGUUUAAAUGUUCAAUUGCUUUAAUAAUAUUUUUAUUACAGUGUUUUUAUUAAUUGUCCGUUUAAGAUUAUUUAUUCUUUUUAUCGGUAAUGUUCUGAAUAAAUGAUUCACCUCUGUUAUUACCAGAAUGAUUAAAUUUUCAUUUGCCUUAA